AGCCGCAGGCCUCUUUCUCACCUGAAGUAAAUUCGGCUGAAGCGAAAUAUGUCGGAGGAUGAUCCGCACCGGGUCCAUCUUCACCCCGCCGCCUGAUUCAAUGAACGCUCCCGUUACAGCGCAGUUAUUCACCGGCCAGAGGCGACAGCGGAACAAUACACACAUCAGAGACCAAAAUGCUUCAGGGCUCAAAUAUCUUUGGGCACGAGCGGCCCCUGGUCCUCAGGAUCUCAUUCACCACCUGUGUGGUGACGACUGUGUGUCUGCCACUGCUCGGACUAAUAGCAUGUGUCUUCAUCUCCUCGGUUUUUCAUUAUGAGGACUCCACCGGCACACACUGCCAGGUUCCUAACUACCUGCCAUCCAUCAGUGCCUCAAUAAGCCUCAGCCCCGAGUCCCACAUAUGGCGCUUCUGCAUCGGACUGCACUCGGCCCCGAGGUUACUGGUGGCGUUUACCUACUUCAAAUUUUACAAGACAUGCUUCGCCUCCAAGUUCCACGAGAGUGCGCUCAGCCGCCUGAACCUGGCCUUCGCUCUUACUGAGAACCUCGGCCUCUUGCUCCUCACGUACGUGUCGUCCAGUGAGACAUACUUUGUACACAAGGAAGGCUUCGUCCUGUUCCUUGUCAGCUCCCUCGUCCACAUGCUGAUAACCUGCCGUUUGUGGAAGGCUAUUAAGAAGUAUUCUCUGAGUCCUGAGGAUGCAAAGUCUCACCGGUGGAAAGUGCGUUUUUUACUUCUCAACAUUUCCUUCUGUGCUUUUGCCGGAUUCUUUUAUUAUAAACACAACAUGUACUGUGAAUCAGGGAGUUACACAUUUUUCGCCCUGUUUGAGUAUCUCGUGGUCUUCUCCAACAUGGCCUUCCAUCUCACGGCUGUGUGGGACUUUAAGAGCCGGGAGGUCAUGGUAAUUUCGUCCUCUGAAGAUAAAACCUUCUGACUACAAACACAAGGACUAAGUGCUAAACACACAACCACUCAACUCCCUGAUGAUAACAGCCGUGCUCCCACUCCAGAGGACGAGUGGGACGAAGGCCUCCUCCACAUAUUUCCGUGUUGACUGCUCUCGAGUCCUGAACAAGGUGCCGAUGUCAACGAGCAGAGACAGAUUUGCACAAGUGCUACUUUUAGCCUCAGUGUCUCAUUCAUGGACGCCUUCACCCACAUACAGCACAUUACGUAUUAUAAUUUGCAGGUUUUAACUUUUGCAUAAUGCACAACAUAUGUGUUGUCAUAUUGUUUGUGUGCCAAAGUAAAGUGACAAGUGUUUUUCAAGUGUGCUUGACUUUUAUUUGUCUGUCCUAGUGUUUAAUCUCCAGAAACAAAAGUAAUACUCCAAACACAGUAUUGAGGACACAUACAAACAUAUUUUGUUGUUUAUUAUGCUUAGAUUUGAAUUCAAUUCUUAUUCCAUUAAUACCUAAUCUUUAUUCAAAUAUUAAGGUCAAAUUUGUGGCCUCCAGUUCCUGUUGUUAAUCCAUAACAGGUAAUCCCCCCACUCUUACCUUACUUUGACCCAAAUGUUAAUACUGCUGGAAAAGAAAAAAAAAGCAAGUAUUAUUAUUCCACAUAUGAAAAUAUCUGGACUUGCAUUAUCAUACAUAUUAUUACAAGUUUUUUGGAAAACAUUAUAAAAUCAUGUCAAAUUCAAUCAAUAUUCGAGUCUGUAAUUAAAAGUAAGAAUACAAAUAUUCAGAUUUACCAGUUUCUUGUUUGUGUCUGAUCAAUCUCACAGAACAGUUCUUCAGUGGAAUCCUCCAUUUCUGAUCCCCUAAUGUUCAGAGUUUGUUCACACU
This is a messenger RNA of Pleuronectes platessa (European plaice), 1797 nucleotides long. RefSeq names its product post-GPI attachment to proteins factor 2. Lineage: Eukaryota; Metazoa; Chordata; Actinopteri; Pleuronectiformes; Pleuronectidae. Bases 177 to 941 code for a protein of 254 amino acids. The record is from RefSeq and is a predicted model, not a curated record. Gene Ontology annotation, biological process: GPI anchor biosynthetic process. The transcript has 6 exons. Gene Ontology annotation, cellular component: endoplasmic reticulum membrane; Golgi membrane.